UGAUAGUGCUCGUGCUGGGUGCUGUCUUUCUUUGUCCGGAUUUCAUGUAGUUGCAUAUUGCAGGAUUCGAACUUUUUGUGACUGACAUAAACAUUGCUUAGAUGUUCUGAGCAAUGACUUGUCACAUACUGAUCUGAGUAGGUGAUACUUAGAGUAAUUUAUUUUCUGCUACUAUUCUGAGCUUUUUUUGCCAUUAUACAACAUAAGGGAUUUAUUUCUGUUUUAUUUUAAUCAAGGGGAUUGAUAUAAGGUGUCAACAGCAACAGAUGGCUGAUAGAAACUAUUUGCAGUCAUCUUAACAGAUCUUAGCUUACUCAGCUCUUGCAAAAUACUAACCAGCUGAAAGCUGUGAAAGAAGAGAGGUUGAAAGCUGUAAUGCUAAAUCAUACAGGACAAAAACCCCUAAAAGUUUUAAUACCUGGAUGAGAUUAUUUUGAAAGUCCCUGCUGAGUUUGUUCUGCAGUUACUGUGAGGUAAUUCUCUAAACUGCAGCUGUGGAAAGAAAAAUUAUAUAAUCUACUAAAUGCAAUUAUAGUAGAGAGAUGGUCUCCAAAUUUGCGUGGGUAAAAGAACUUGAGAAGGUCAAACAUUAUAGUGGGAUUUGUGUCCUCCAAUAAAACAAAAUUGACUUUUGAUGCAGAUGAGGCUUUGAAGGAUUUUUUGUCAUUCUUAAAUGGAGAUAUUCCUGAUUUGAGUUGUUUUGUUUUGUUCCACCAAAUUACCUUGUGGUGAUGAAUGGACAGGAGCUGAAGGUUUGCUCUCUACUAAAUGUCAGCUGCUCUGAUAUUGUUGCUGAUAUGGCUCUGGUUGGCUGGCAGUGAAACCUGACUCCCUCUCCCAAGGUUGAAAACCCAGCUGCCACUGUUGGGCAUUUUGCUUAUCUGUUGCUGGUGUUCCCCUGUGUGUUUGCUGGCCAGGCUUUCCACUCAGCACCAGAAAAGAUCACUGAAGGAGCUCAUGAAGCAUGUUUUUUACUUCAUUAUCAGUUUGGUUCUGCACAGAAAGAGCUCACAUCAAAGAAAAGAGAUGAGUUUGAGGAUAUUUUGGAGGAAAGACGGUUGUCCAGUGACUUGAGAUACGCCAUGAAAUGUUACACCCCGGUGAUCUACAAGGGACUUUCACCUUGCAAGCCAAAUGCUAUCAAAAGUGCUGUUCUCCAGUCAGAGCAAGUUCAGUAUGUCAUCAAGCAGUUAGCAAAAGAAAUGGGAGAAUCACCUGAUAUUAUUCAAGAAGAAGCCAUGGAAAUCCUGGAUGAAAUGGGCCACCGUAUGCAACUAGGAGCUGUCAGAUUUUUUGCCUUCACUCUGAGCAAAAUAUUUAAACAGCUUUUCCAGAGAGUUUGUGUGAAUGAAGAAGGAAUGCAGAGAUUGCAACAUGCCAUUCAGGAGCAUCCCGUGGUGCUGCUGCCCAGCCACCGAAGCUACGUAGACUUUUUGAUGUUGUCUUAUUUGCUAUACACGUAUGACUUGGCCUUGCCUGUCAUUGCAUCAGGAAUAGAUUUCCUAGGAAUGAAAAUAGUUGGGGAGCUGCUACGAAGGGCAGGUGCCUUUUUUAUGCGACGUUCCUUUGGUGGGAACAGACUCUACUGGGCAGUGUUUGCUGAAUAUGUAAAAACGAUGUUAAGGAGUGGCUAUGCCCCAAUUGAAUUUUUUCUUGAGGGGACUAGAAGCCGCACUGCCAAGACUCUGACUCCAAAAUUUGGUCUUCUCAGCAUUGUGAUGGAACCCUUUUUCAAACGUGAAGUCUUUGACACGUAUCUUGUUCCCAUCAGCAUCAGCUAUGAGAGGAUAUUAGAAGAAUCUCUCUAUGCAUAUGAACUCCUAGGAGUCCCAAAGCCCAAAGAAUCUACAUCUGGGUUGUUAAAAGCCAGGAGAAUCCUCAGUGACAAUUUUGGUACCAUACAUAUCUACAUUGGCCAGCCAGUAUCCCUUAGAACCUUGGCAUCUGGGAGGAUCAAUCGGUGCCCGUACAAUUUGGUUCCCAGGCAUCUUCCCCAAAAGCCAUCUGAGGAUAUCCAAGAAUUUGUCAGUGACGUAGCUUAUAAAAUGGAGCUCCUGCAAAUAGAAAACAUGGUUUUGAGCCCUUGGGUGCUAGUUGCUGCUGUCCUGCUCCAGAACUUGCCAGCCAUGGAAUUUGACCUUCUAAUAGAAAAGACUCUGUGGCUUAAAGGCUUAACACAGACUUUUGGAGGAUUCAUUGAAUGGCCUGAUAACCUGUGUGCCAAAAAAGCAGUCCUGUCUAGCCUCAUCCUGCAUUCCAACAUCGCUCGCCUUGUCGAUGGCCACAUGGUCCUGAAUGACAAGGGAGUGGAAGAUGGAGCCGUAGGGGAAAUCGUCUUCAGGCACGCGCUGGCCGUGCUCAUGUGUGCCACGUACAGGAACCAGCUGCUGAACGUCUUCGUGCGCCCAGCCCUGGUGGCAGUCGCCUUGCAGAUGGCACCCAGCUUCAGGAAAGAGGAAGUCUAUAGCUGCUUCAACUUCUUGAGAGAUGUUUUUUCUGAUGAGUUCAUCUUCUUUCCUGGCAUUUCAUUGAAGGAUUUUGAGGAAGGAUGUUUUCUACUCACAAAAUGUGAUGCCAUUCAAACGAGUCAACAGGAGAUUUACCCUACUGACAAAGGAAGUGAUACGGUGUCUUUCUUGUCAGCUAUGUUCAGACCUUUUGUGGAAGGUUAUCAGUUAAUUUUCAGAUACCUCUCAAAGGAAAUGAAAGAAGCAUUUACUGAGAAGCAGUUUAUACCCGGAGUCCGCAACUUUGUUUUUCAACUUCUCGAGAAGGGGAGUACACAAUGUUAUGAAGCACUGUCUUCUGACAUGCAGAAAAAUGCCUUAUCAGCUCUUGUGAAACUGGGUGCAGUGAAGAAGAAGAAAAUGCCCAAUGGAUUAACUUACAAUGUAAAUCAAGAGGCUGUUAGUAAAAUCCUGGACAUGUUUGAUGCUCGGAUACCUGUACAGAAACCUGUGGCUGCACGACUCUAAAUGGUCCCUGAUGGAUGUAAGCUCCUGCUGAGAACAUGGACCACUGCCCUGCUGGAGCAGGGGCAGGAACAGACAAGCUUCCCCUCUUGCCCAGCCAGCCUGCAAGUGCGGGAGGUACAGAGGUGUUUCUUCAGCUGGACAGCUCUCCAUUAGCACUUAGGAAUUGCUGCUGAGAGGCUUAGAGGUGUAUGUACAUCCUCACCAUGUUUUGUUUUUUUAAAUAAAUGAAACAUUGUCUCUUUUUUAAAUAAAUAUUGAAAGAGGUGUGCACAGCAAUGGCUACCUAAAUACAUUUUUCUAGACUUGUAGCAAGUGUGAUUGGUUUCAAAUGUUUCAUGGAUGUGAAAAUGUAACAGGGAAUUAAAAGACUUGCUAUUAAAAUUAAUAUUUAGAAAAAAAUGUUGCUGGCUGGCUAAAUGUGAGGCAAGGCCU
Messenger RNA from Passer domesticus (house sparrow), 3407 nucleotides. It is a transcript of the gene GNPAT, whose product is annotated as glyceronephosphate O-acyltransferase. Gene Ontology annotation, cellular component: peroxisomal membrane; peroxisome; mitochondrial membrane. The transcript has 16 exons. Bases 1083 to 2975 code for a protein of 630 amino acids. Lineage: Eukaryota; Metazoa; Chordata; Aves; Passeriformes; Passeridae. Gene Ontology annotation, molecular function: glycerone-phosphate O-acyltransferase activity; glycerol-3-phosphate O-acyltransferase activity. Gene Ontology annotation, biological process: ether lipid biosynthetic process; fatty acid metabolic process; phospholipid biosynthetic process. The record is from RefSeq and is a predicted model, not a curated record.